Molecule: messenger RNA, 834 nt
Organism: Panicum hallii
Lineage: Eukaryota; Viridiplantae; Streptophyta; Magnoliopsida; Poales; Poaceae
Exons: 2
Coding region: 97-705 (202 amino acids)
Source: RefSeq, a predicted model, not a curated record
ACAGAUUAUGUGCUCGUGGUCGUGGGCAUCAGAGGGUCAAAACGGAUUCGGACUCGGCGUCUCCGUGUCUUGAUCUGACAAGGAAACACUAGGCACAUGUAUGUAUGUCUUGCAAAUCCUUCACGGGACAAAUCUUUUUCACCUUGCGCUAUGCUCCAUCGGCACAGCCAAAGAAGCUCUAGGCUCUCGACGAUGGAGCACAUACAGGACCUGGUCGUCCGCCACGACGCCGGGGACAGCUUCGCCUUAGCGGCCUCCGCUUGCGACGGCGCCAUCCGCCUGCGCGCCUCGGGGCGGCGCACACUGAUCGCGGACCACCACGAGCACCAGCUGCACAUCCACCUCGUCGUGGUCCUCGGGCACGAGGCCCGUCGCGAGCUCAGGGCCAACAAGUCCGGGAGCGUCGCGGAGUUCCUGGCCAUGGGACCGGGCAGGCGGGCCAGCGCGGUGGGGCGCGUCGUGGGGAGGGCGCGGUUCCCGCCGGGAUGCGCGGGCGGCGUGGCGCGGUUCUGCGAGCUAGCGGGGCGCGCGGCGCACGGGAGGAGGUGCGACGACGUGCUGGUGACCGUGGACUGGACGCCGGCGUUAGCACGGGCGUGGCGCGAGUGCGGAGAGGUGGCGGGUGAGGGCGCCGGAGCCGGUCGGUUGCAGUUUGCGCGGGGGUUGUGCAAGUAUGCCCUCGUCCACUUUGGAUUGCUUGAUUGAGGGAAGCUACUGACAACAAGAAAAACUAAGCAGCGAUGGCCUAUUUGGCAUUAGCUCACAGCCUCACAUCAUACAGAACAUUCUAGUUCCAGAAACAGAUGAGGCAUUAUAAGAAGUGGUGAUUGAUGC